GGGGACUGAAAUAAAGUUUCAAUUUCUAUAAUUAUUAUUGAAAUACAUAUAGCUACCUAUUUUCCUCACUUCUAGAGAACACCUUUGUCAAUUUUUAUUUUUAUUCGGAAAAUAUGUGGUUGCUGUCAAUAUUGUUAUUUUCUUCACUGAAAUGCAUCAUUUGUGUAGAUGUCAAUCUAGCCGGUCUCUUCGAGAAAGAUGAGAGCCAAGAAAAAACCUUCAUUUUCGCAACCGAACUGGUCAACAACGGCCAACUGGGAGACGAUUUCACACUCAUUCCACACAUCAACAACGAAAUAACAGAAGACGAACCGUUUCAUGCUUUACGCCAACUUUGUUCUUUUCUCGAAAUCGGCGUCAUAGCCGUUUUCGGACCCCGAUCUAAGAUAAACAAAGACACGAUUCAAGGCGUAUGUGAUAUGAAGGAGAUCCCGCACAUUAUCACUUGGUGGAACAGCUUUCCAGUGAGGCACAGCACUGAGAUAAACUUUUACCCCCACCCUCCAAUUCUAGCUGAGGCCUACUACGAUAUAAUAAAAGCUCUGGGAUGGGAAACAUUCACCGUACUCUAUGAGGAUGAUGAAAGUUUUCUGAGGGUCAGUAGUUUGGUAAAGAAGACUAAAGAUGAAGGAUUGUUGGUACAAGUGAUGCAGCUGGAUGAAAAUCAUGAAAACUCUUACAGGACAACCAUCAAAUCUUUGAAGAUGUCAGGUCAACAGUACAUUGUUUUGGAUAGCCAUAUUCAGCACCUCGGAGAAAUUCUGAAGCAACUGCAGCAAGCUGGAAUGAUAAACGAAAAUUUCCAUUACUUCAUAACCAAUUUAGAUACGCACACUGAAGAUUUAACUCCAUUUAUGUUCAGUAACGUGAAAAUGACAGGGAUUCGAAUAAUUGAUCCAAAUGCUGAAAAUACCCAAAUCAUAAGCACAGAUCUGUUCGCAGGAAGUGAACUUGCAGCCGCAUGGAAGAUCAGAACUGAAACUGCUCUCAUCAUUGACGCAGUUUUUAUGUUUUUGAAAACGUUGAACGAAAGACAGAAAUUGAGUCCGGUUUCUAUCAUCAAAGACAACCACCGUUUUUCCUGUUCGAAAUUCAGUAGUUGGGAACAUGGCCUGAGCGUGAUAAAUAUGCUGAAAACUAGUACUCAUGAUGGAUUGACUGGACUUAUAAGCUUCAACAACGAAGGGUUCCGAAGUGACUUCAACCUGCAUGUUUUCGAACUCAGAGAAGGAGGUAUCACGGAUAUUGGUAAUUGGAACUCCAGUAAAGGCCUAAAUUUGACAGCAUCAGCACAAUCGCAAAACAUCACCGAUGGAGAUAGUUUGAGAAAUCUAACUUUCAAUGUCCUCAUCACCUUGACUGAACCUUAUGGAAUGCUCAAAAUGACAACCGAACCACAAAUAGGAAAUGAUAGAUUUGAAGGCUAUGGAAUUGAUCUAAUACGUAAACUAGCUGAUAUGGAAGGUUUCAACUAUACAUUUCUAGUCAGAGAGGACAAGAAAAACGGUGCUUAUGACAAGACUACCAAAAAAUGGACUGGUAUGAUAGGAGAUCUCCUAGAUUUUAAAGCUGAUCUGGCUAUAUGUGAUUUCACAAUCACUUCUGAUAGGGAAGAAGUAGUUGAUUUUACAGUCCCCUUCAUGACCUUGGGUGUUAGCAUUCUUUUCAAAGAACCAGUGAACGCCCCACCAAGUUUCUUUUCUUUUGCUGAUCCAUUUGGCCUCGACACUUGGAUAGCUCUUGCAGUGUCAUUCUUCUUGGUUAGCUUCGCCUUAUAUUUCAUGGGAAGACUUUGUGGUGAUGAGUGGACCAAUCCGUAUCCUUGCAUCGAAGAACCAGAAUAUUUGACGAAUCAGUUCAGUUUGGCCAACGCGAUAUGGUUUGCCACAGGCAGUUUACUAGCGCAGGGAUCAGAAAUAGGACCCAUUGCGACAUCAACAAGAAUGGGUGCUGGCAUGUGGUGGUAUUUUUGCCUCAUCAUGAGUGCCUCAUACACUGCAAACCUCGCAGCAUUUUUGGCGACACAAAAUCCUGUUGAACUUUUCAAGGACAUCGACAGCCUCUACGAAAAUCCCCAUGGAAUCAAGUAUGGUGCCAAGGAAGGUGGUGCUACUUUGAAAUUCUUCACAGAUGCAGAAGAAGGGACUAUCCUCAGAAAAAUUGGUGAUCGCAUGAAAGAUGAUCCUGCAAACGUUAAAGAAAAUGAUGAAGGUGUGCUGAAAGCAGAAAAUGAAGAUUAUGCAUUCUUCAUGGAAUCCACCUCAAUCGAAUAUGCCACUCAAAGACAUUGUUCUUUGAAGCAAUAUGGAGGACUACUCGAUGAGAAAGGUUAUGGAAUCGCUAUGAGGAAAAAUUCUACAUACAGGAAAAGACUCAGUCUGGCUAUACUUCAACUCCAGACGUCGCACGCCCUUGAUGACCUGAAAAAGAAAUGGUGGGAAGAUCGAAGAGGUGGCGGUGCAUGUGGGGGACCAGUUGAAUCAUCAGAAGCUGAUCCUUUAGGCCUAGUAAAUGUGGAGGGUUGCUUCAUGGUCACCAUUUAUGGAACCAUGCUGGCGCUGAUAUUGGUUAUAAUUGAACACUUAUGUUUCGUCAAUAAAAUCAGUAGACGUGCCAAGAUUCCUUUCUGCAAAGUUUUUAUGUCAGAGCUCAGAGCUUACCUGGAUUUCAACAACAAUACCAAGCCGAAUAUUACACAGAAAAACAGGGAAGGAUCAGAUGGAACGAAUGGAAAUGAAGGCAAAGAAUGCUUCAAACAAAAUGGAGAUAGUAACAGAGACUCAAAAGAUAUGAAAUCAAAGCGGGAUUCCAAAUCUGGGUCUCGUCCUCUCAAUAAUACUAGUUCGAGGUGUUGUACCUCUGUUCACUCAAGGUCAAGGUCACGUUCUAUUUCGAGGCCACAGUCGAGCAAAUCUAAAACCUCCAGGAGUAGUGGUAGAAAAACUCCAGCACCUUUCGGAUUUGUUGUUCCAUCUUCUGGUGAUAAUAAGUUUUGAAGAAUUUUAUACAAAAUAUUCGAGAAUUCUUGUUUCAAAUAUGUGAGGUAUCUCUGUCUCAAUGAUAUUGUAAAACGUUAGGUAAAGUGGAAAAUUCAUUUGUGUACUCUGCAAAGCAGGAACUAGUUAUAGCAAUAUCGCUUGUGAUAAUGGAUAUAUUGAUAUAAUAUGAAGAAAGAGUAGUGAGAAAUAAUGUUGAAGGUAUGAAUCUAUAUUAUUCUCUUUGGCUCGUGGACAAUUUAUUGUCUUUGUCUUUGCUGUUUGUAUUUGAACAAAAAAAUAGUGAAUAAACCUUCUUAUCA
Phaedon cochleariae (mustard beetle) is the source of this 3298-nucleotide messenger RNA. The record is from the annotation of a GenBank genome assembly. NCBI's taxonomy places the organism in Eukaryota, Metazoa, Arthropoda, Insecta, Coleoptera, Chrysomelidae.